Molecule: messenger RNA, 1201 nt
Organism: Pseudopodoces humilis (Tibetan ground-tit)
Lineage: Eukaryota; Metazoa; Chordata; Aves; Passeriformes; Paridae
Source: RefSeq, a predicted model, not a curated record
GUGGCGGCCCGUGAAGGUUCCAGAAGCGGCUCCGGUUCGGGCGGGCCCGGAACCGUUCGGGGCUCCCGGUUCGGGGGAGCCGGCGGCUCCCGGAGGGGCUCCCGCUUCGGGGGAGCCGGAGGAGCUCCCGGAGGGGCUCCCGGAGGGGCCGGGCGUGUCCGGGCGCCCGGUUCGGUCCGGGUUGGGCGGGGCCGGCUCGGUACCGGCUCGGGAGCGGGGCCAUGAACGGCGGCGGGGCCGGGCCGGGCCCGGUGUGGCUGGCGGUGAGCAGCUCCCUGAACGCUUUCCGUGCCUGCAAACGCUUCUCGCCCGCGCUCACCAUCGCCGAGCUCAAGUGCAAACUGGAGCUGGUGGUGGGCUCCCCAGCCUCGUGCAUGCAGCUGGAGCUGUUCGGGGCCCAGGACGAGCCCCUGGGGCCGCUGGACUGCGACGAGGCCCUGCUGGGCUCCUUCCCCAUCAGCGACGGCUGCAGGGUGCACGUGACCGACCGCAGCGGGGCCCGUGCGGGGCAGUUUGAGGACCUGAGCCAGGUGGCCAAAUACGAGAUGGCCGAGAGUGACUACGACAAGAGGACAGCCCGCCGCAGGGCCACCAUCGCCUUCGUGGGCGAGACGGAUUUCAAGCCGGGGUUUUGGGUUGGGGUGCGCUACGACGAACCGCUGGGCAAGCACGACGGGAGCGUGGGCGGCCGCCGUUACUUCGAGUGCCCCCCGAAAUACGGCGCCUUCGUCAAACCCCAGAACGUCGUCCCCGGCGACUUCCCCGAGGAGGACGACGGCCUGGACGACGAACUCUGACGGGACCCCCCAGGAUCCCCCCCAAACCCCCCCAAAUCCCGGCGUUUUCCCGCAUUUUUUUGGGGUUAUUCCGUCGAUUUUCGGGAAAAGCGGAUUUGGUUUUGGGGGAGGGGACAAAAUGGCGUCGGGGGCGGGGCUUUCCCGCCUGCUCUGGAGGCUCCGCCCCCUCCCGGGGGAGGUUGGGAGUUGGGGAAUCCCAAAAUUCCCAAAAUUCCUCCCGGGAUUCCCAAAAUUCGCCCCCUCCCCCACCCCGGGACCGCCCCGUGGUGGGCGUGGCUUUGGGUGGGUGGGCGUGGUUUGAGCGUUCAGCCAAUCAGAGCGCUCCUGAGGGGGGCUAAAGGGGCGUGGCCAAGGCGUGGAUGGGACACGCCCCUCUCGGCCCCUCCCCCACCCCCAAAAGGCGU